CUGUACCAUCCAAUAAAAUAAAAUAAAAAAACACACCAUGGCAGGAAAAGCAUCGUCUCAGCAAUACGCGCCGCUACCAAGCCACCCCAUACACCAAAACGUCAUCGUUUUACCCUAUUUUCAUCCACCGCCGAACUCCACUUAUCUCUUUCUCCGCCGCUGUCUCUUCCAUACAACCGCCAUCCUCCUCCUUUUCUCGGCCAUAUAUUUUCUCUACCCAUCAGACCCAUCUGUCGGAAUCGCUCGCAUCAAACUCAACCAUAUCCGAGUCCACUCAGUACCGAAAUUAACGCUAGACCUAUCGUUCUCUCUCUUAGUCAAGAUUAAAAACAGGGACUUAUACUCGUUAGAUUAUGAUUCACUUAAUGUGUCAGUUGGGUAUCGAGGGAGAGAGCUGGGUGUUGUUAGGUCUGAAGGAGGAAAAAUUAGGGUUCGAGGAUCGUCUUAUGUUAAUGCGACACUUGAUUUGAAUGGGUUUGAGGUUAUUAAUGAUGUUUUUUAUUUGAUUGAGGAUUUGGCUAGAGGUGUUGUUCCUUUUGAUGCUGAUACUAUGGUUGAUGGUCAAUUAGGGUUCUUCUUCUUCAAUAUUCCUAUUAAGGCAAGAGUAUCAUGUGAGGUGUAUGCAAAUACUGUCAAUCAGACAAUUGUCCGUCAAAAUUGUUACCCUAAGUGAUAAACAGAAGUUUCAUACAGAUCUCUUGAAGAGCCGAGGACGUGGAGCUAGGUGCCGGAAGUAAAUUGUUCGAUUUUCCCAGCGGCCCUUUGAACAAGGGUACUACUAGCUCUUCUGUGCAUUUAUUGCCUGCCCUUUACAGUUUCAUGUCAGAUCAUUUCGAGCUAUAUUAGCUUGUAAUUAGUGUAAAGGAUUCAUUUUAUCAAAGAACAAAAAAAAUCCGUAUAGCCAACUUAUACAAAGCUGUUGAUUCAAUUCUGAA
Molecule: messenger RNA, 935 nt
Organism: Mercurialis annua (annual mercury)
Lineage: Eukaryota; Viridiplantae; Streptophyta; Magnoliopsida; Malpighiales; Euphorbiaceae
Exons: 3
Coding region: 38-673 (211 amino acids)
Cellular component (GO): plasma membrane
Source: RefSeq, a predicted model, not a curated record